Molecule: messenger RNA, 329 nt
Organism: Gryllus bimaculatus (two-spotted cricket)
Lineage: Eukaryota; Metazoa; Arthropoda; Insecta; Orthoptera; Gryllidae
Source: the annotation of a GenBank genome assembly
UUGCUGGAGUUGCUGUGUGUGUUGCAUUAGAUGACAGCGACGAAGAUUUCGGAUGCUCAGAUGUCGUGGAGCCCGUUUGCGGUCGCAUGCCAGAUGGCAGAGUCAGAGGAUUUGGAAACUACUGUUAUAUGUUGUCAUUUGCGAGCAUAAAUAAACCAUCGACUUGGUUGAUUGGGAAUUAUGCUGUGAAGACACCUCGCAAAAUAUAUAUUCCGAAUGUUGCUCAUCCUCUGAGGGAUCUAAUAGAUCAUGCUGAAGAUAAGCUAAAUGUACUCCAGAAGCAACUGCAUUCACCACAUGUAAACAUUCUGUAUUGUACAAUAUGAAAU